This is a messenger RNA of Dunckerocampus dactyliophorus (ringed pipefish), 2797 nucleotides long. It is a transcript of the gene abhd13, whose product is annotated as abhydrolase domain containing 13. The record is from RefSeq and is a predicted model, not a curated record. NCBI's taxonomy places the organism in Eukaryota, Metazoa, Chordata, Actinopteri, Syngnathiformes, Syngnathidae. The transcript is spliced from 2 exons. Gene Ontology annotation, cellular component: membrane. The coding region runs from base 225 to 1283 and encodes 352 amino acids. Gene Ontology annotation, molecular function: palmitoyl-(protein) hydrolase activity.
GGAAGCCAACACCAGGAACCCAUCUGAGCCAGCUAACCCUACCGGUUUGCUUUGGGCUGUCAAAUUACAAUCGCUCAAGUUAAUUUAGAUGAAAUUAAGAUCACAGAGCUGAAUGACAACGACGGUGCUGCUUUCAUAGCACCGUUUUGGCAUCAUUUCCCGCAGCUGAUGCAAGUAAAGAUGACAGGAGGAUUGUGGGUUUUUUGACUAAGCUCAGUGUUAGCAUGGAGAAGCCGUGGAGGCUGUGGGGUGCAGUGGAGCGCUGUACCCUAACUUUUGUCUCCUGGUCCUGGGGCGCCUGCCGUGUCUCCCUGCUGGCUCUCAUCUUAACUUUCCACCUUUACGGAGGUUUUAUCCUGCUGGCGCUCAUCAUUGCUUCCAUGGCGGGCAUCCUCUACAAAUUCCAAGAUGUGCUCCUCUACUUCCCCGACCAGCCAUCAUCGUCUCGCCUUUACGUUCCCAUGCCGACAGGAAUUCCUCAUGAGAAUGUGUACAUUCGCACUAAAGACGGUGUGAAGCUCAACUUGAUUCUCCUUCGCUACACAGGAGGGGACCCUCCUCAUGGAGUCACCCCUUCCAGUCAAAGCAGCAGCCCCACCUCCUCAGCUCCACCCACCAUUCUUUACUUCCAUGGCAAUGCGGGCAAUAUUGGUCACCGGGUGCCCAAUGCUUUGUUGAUGCUUGUCAACCUGAAAGCCAACGUGGUGCUUGUGGACUACCGUGGCUACGGUAAGAGUGAUGGCGAGCCCAGCGAGGAAGGCCUCUACCUGGACGCCGAGGCUACCCUAGACUACGUGAUGACCCGGCCAGAUUUGGACAAGACCAAAGUGAUACUCUUUGGCCGCUCACUAGGGGGCGCUGUGGUUAUCCGCCUAGCGUCUGCCAACCCUCACCGCGUGGCUGCCAUUAUCGUAGAGAACACCUUCCUCAGCAUCCCGCACAUGGCGGCGACGCUCUUCUCCUUCCUUCCCAUGCGCCUGCUGCCCGUGUGGUGCUACAGGAACCAGUUCCUGUCCUAUCGACAGGUGGCGCUGUGCCGCAUGCCCUCCCUGUUUGUUUCGGGCCUGUCGGACCAGCUCAUCCCGCCGGUCAUGAUGAAGCAACUGUACGAGCUGUCGCCCUCGCGGACUAAACGCCUGGCCAUCUUUCCAGAGGGCACGCACAACGACACGUGGCAGUGCCAGGGCUACUUCGCUGCGCUUGAACAGUUCAUUAAAGACCUGCUCAAGAGCCACGCUCACGAGGAGAGCGUCCAGACCUCUGCCAGUGUCACCAUCAUCUGAGUGAAAACCUUUUCUUAAUUUAUUUGACUCUUUUGUUAAUAAGAACAUAACAUGAUCAGGGAGUGGGCAUUGCUCUCUCUUUUUUUAAGGCAGCCAUGAAUGCAUGCGUUUGUAAUCAUGAGGUCAGAGCAUACACGCUGCUCCAGAAAGAUUACAGCAACGUGUUACAGCUCCUGACAUCACUUUGUGUUGCCCACAUAAGGACUCAUGCGGAUUAGUGCUGCGUCUACAUGGCAGCUCAUUAGUACUACAGUGAAAGGGGCACUCUGACAAUCCCCCCCAAGACUUCCCAGUCUGACCUUAUAUUGUAACACACUACAUCCUGCACAUUCAUGUAAAUACACCUGUUUUAUUUGAUAAUGGGCAUCGGUUUCAUGGUGCCUAUUAAUCUCAGUCCAAUGCCAAAUGUAAUCAUAAAACCAACGGAGUACAAGGGCCACACAAAAAAACAGGACCUUUUCUUUUUUAGGGAAAAAAAACCGAAUAAUUUUUCAACUUUUUACUUGACAAAAAUAAGCAGUACUAAUAAUUUCAGUAAUAUUAGAACUAUAUAACUUUUUCUAGGAAAGAAUUCCCUUUUUCUAGUAACCUUGUUACAUCUGACAUUGUCUUUUUUUUUCUCCUCAAAAAAACGGAACUUUUUUCAUGUAAUAUUAAGACUUUUUUCUUGAUAAAAUUGGAGUUUAUUCUUGGAAUAUUGCAACUUUUUUCUCCAAAAAAAAUGCACAUUUUCCUUAAAAAAUUAUGCGUUUUUGUCAUGUGACAUUGCUCCUUUUUAAAAAAAAAAAAAAAAAAUGACUUUAUAGAAAAUUGUUUUUGUUUUGAAGCACUUAUGAAAUGAUGACUUUUCUAGAUUAAAAAUGUAAUUUACUUGCUGUAACAUGACAACUUUUUUUCUGGACAGAAAUAUUAUCCUCAUAAUAAAAAAAAAGAUCCCUGAUUUGUUUUGUUUUUUUUCUAGAGACUUAAUUCUUUUUUUGUUUUUUAGGAAAAGUCCUUUUUGUCCUUGUAUCAUUAUGCCCUUUUUGCUUGAAGAAAAAGACUCUCAAACAUUAGUGUUGUGUUUUUUUCUGAGAAAAAAUACUUUGGCCUCGUGAAAGUAACUUUCUUAUAGAAAAAAAGACUUUGCUGUAACGUUACUUUAUCUUGAAAAAAAGACAUCUCAUCACAUGAAGGAUUUUCACUUGACAUAUGGCUGUAGUUUUCUAAUAUGACGUUUUCCUGAAGAAAGGAAGACUAGAUUCUCUUUGUUCCACUUUUUUGUUGAAAACUUCUUCUCAAAUUUUUUUCUUGUAAUAUGCCUACGUAAAAAUAUUACAACUUUUUUGACAAAAAUAUGAUUAAUACUCAUAACAUUGCCUCCCCCCCUCUGAAAAACUUUGAAAAUGUUAAAAUAUUACUUUUUCCCCCCUUUUUUAUUUUCCUAAUAUUACAUUUUUUUCUUGGGAAAAAAACUCCCAACUUUCAACUUUUUUUUUCUUUUGACGCAUAGCAUUAUACUUUUUUUUUUUUUU